UGGCCGUGGCGGACGCGUGUGCCCGCCCAGCCCGCGCUUCCCCCGGCGCCGUCGCAGCCCCCUGGACGGCCGCCGCAGCCAUGAACCCGUUAUUCGGCCCCAACCUCUUCCUCCUGCAGCAAGAGCAGCAGGGCUUGGCGGCGUCGGAGCCCGAGCACCAGCGUCAGUUCCCGGACCUUUUCUUCCUUCCCGGCGAGCCCCCGAGGGACUUCUUCGACGGGGAGCUGGCCCCGCCGGCCUCCCUCGCCGCCGGCUCUGCCUUCCCGGCCCCGCCGGCCGCCAUGGCGCUCCGCAACGACCUGGGCUCCAACAUCCACGUCCUCAAGACCCUCAACCUCCGCUUCCGAUGCUUCCUGGCCAAGGUGCACGAGCUGGAGCGCCGCAACCGGCAGCUGGAGAAGCAGCUGCAGCAGGCCCUCGAGGAAGGCGGCGCCCGUCGGGGCAGCCUGCAGCGCCGAGACCAAGCCGUGCAGACGGGCUUCGUGGGCCCCAUCCGCCCGCUGGGGCUCCCGCUGGCUGGGGGCGUCGGAGGCGGCGGCAGCAGCAGCUGCAGCAGCCCCCGCUCGGUGGGGCUGAGCACGCCGUCGAGGGUGCUGAGCUCGCCCAGCUGCCACCACCCGGGGGCCCCGCUCACGCCCACCUCGUCGCAGUCUCCGUCGCUGCCCGGCGGCACUUUCUCCUCGUCCUCUCGCUUCUUGCCGGGCACCAUCUGGUCCUUCUCGCAGGCUCGACGGCUGGGACCCGGCCUAGAGACCACCUUGGUGCAGGGGCCCGGGGUCUCCUGGGUGCACCCUGACGGCGUCGGAGUGCAGAUCGACACCAUCACCCCCGAGAUCCGGGCGCUCUACAACGUCCUGGCCAAGGUGAAGAGGGAGCGCGAUGAGUACAAGCGCAGGUGGGAAGAGGAAUAUACGUUGCGCGUUCAGCUGCAAGACCGAGUGACUGAGCUGCACGAGGAGGCCCAAGAAGCAGAAGCGUGUCAGGAAGAGCUGGCGAUGAAGGUGGAGCAGCUUAAAGCAGAGCUGGUCGUUUUCAAGGGGCUGAUGAGCAAUAAUCUUACCGAGCUGGAUACCAAAAUCCAAGAGAAAGCCAUGAAAGUGGACAUGGACAUCUGCCGGCGCAUAGACAUCACGGCUAAACUCUGCGACGUCGCCCAGCAGCGCAACUGCGAGGACAUGAUCAAAAUGUUUCAGAAUCAGUUGUCUCUGCACUUGUCUCCCAUUAAGGUCCCAGCCACGAUGGGGCGGAAGCGGGAGAGGAAGCUGGUCAGCGACGAAGACACCUCCCUCUCCGAGAGCGAGACUUCCAAAAAACUCGAGGAGGAGGAAGAGGAUGAGACCACAGCCAUGAGCAUCAACGAGGAGAUGCAGAGGAUGCUGAACCAGCUGAGGGAGUAUGACUUUGAAGAUGACUGCGACAGCCUCACCUGGGAGGAGACUGAAGAAACGCUGCUGCUGUGGGAGGAUUUCUCUGGCUAUGCUAUCGCUGCAGCUGAAGCACAGGGGGAGCAGCCGGACGACAGCUUGGAGAAAGUGAUCAAGGACACGGAGUCUCUCUUCAAAAGCAGGGAGAAGGAAUAUCAGGAAACCAUCGACCAAAUCGAGCUGGAGUUGGCCACAGCAAAGAACGACAUGAACCGGCACCUACACGAGUACAUGGAGAUGUGUAGCAUGAAGCGGGGCCUGGACGUGCAGAUGGAGACUUGCCGCCGCCUCAUCACCCAGUCGGGAGACAGACUUACAGGAGUUGUGUUUCGUGCCAUGUGUCUCUAGAAGGUGACGCAGUUCCGACAGGCGCAGUCGCCGUCGAAAGAGAGCUUCGGCCGGAGAAACAGAAGCAUCGCCGACCUGCUGGGCUUUUUGGCACUGGUUCAUGGGACAAUGAAUUCAGUGCAGCGCUGGGCUUGGGGAGGAUGUUCGUGCUGUGCCCCCCAUUCCCUCUCAACCCUGGGCUUGGCAAGGUUCCCAAGGAAGCUCCCUCCCGCCGCC
Molecule: messenger RNA, 1988 nt
Organism: Lacerta agilis (Sand lizard)
Lineage: Eukaryota; Metazoa; Chordata; Lepidosauria; Squamata; Lacertidae
Gene: IFFO1
Product: intermediate filament family orphan 1
Exons: 10
Coding region: 81-1772 (563 amino acids)
Source: RefSeq, a predicted model, not a curated record